AUGGGUUCAGAAGACCUGUGCAAGGUUGAUGACGGUGUUAUAAAGAUAUUUGAUAAUGAUGACGGUGAUUAUAUUGAUAAGUACGAGGUUAAAAGCUUAAGAAGAACGGAUUCAGAAGAUGUGUUCAAGAGUGUUGACGGUGUUGUAAAGAUCUUUGAUGAUGAUGAUGAACGUGAUUAUGGUGAUGGUAUUGAAGAUGAAGGUGAUUGUAACGAUGAUGAUGGUUUUGUGGAGGAUGACGAGGAUGGGUGGCUGAAUGAUACAGAUAAAUCCGACGAAGAUCGCCGGGAAAAAUGUUAUACAGUUCUGAUCGAGAAAGACAUACGUCAGCAACAGCAAGAAGAUAUAUCACAGGUAUCUAAUACUCUUUUGAUUUCAACAGUAUCAGCUACCAUCUUGCUACGACACUACAACUGGGAGGUUGAGAAAGCACAUGAAGCAUGGUUUACCAACGAAGAAAAAGUUCGCAAAGAUGUUGGGCUGUUAGUAGUAGUUCCGGUUCAAAACACGGAGACUAUAAUCAAGUGUAACGUCUGCUUUGAUGACUUUGCACGCGAUGAUAUGUCUGCUGCUAAUUGUGGUCAUCUCUUUUGUAAAUCGUGUUGGACACAGUACAUCAGCAUGAAGAUUAAUGACGGACCGGGGUGUCUAAUGCUGCGAUGUCCUAAUCCGUCUUGUCCUGUCGCUGUUGGUCAAGACAUGGUUAAUGAAUUUGUUUCUGAUGAAGAUAAGGAGAAGUAUUCUAAUUACCUUUACAGAUCAUAUGUGGAAGAUAAGAGAAAGAUGUCCAAAUGGUGCCCUGGUCCAGGCUGUGAGUGUGCUAUUGAAUUCGUCGCUGGUAGUUCAAAUUAUGAUGUUGUUUGCCGCUGCGGACACAGGUUUUGCUGGAAUUGUGUACAGGAUGCACAUCGUCCAGUGGACUGCGACACUGUGCACAAGUGGGUCAUGAAGAAUAGUGCUGAGUCUGAAAACGUAACUUGGAUAUUAGCCAACUCCAAAUCUUGUCCUAGGUGCAAAAAACCAAUUCAGAAAAACGAAGGAUGCAUGCAUAUGAAAUGCCAAUGCGGAUUUCAUUUCUGCUGGCUCUGCCUUGGUGAUUGGAGUACUCAUGGGGAGAAAACAGGUGGUUUUUAUGCAUGUAACAUCUAUGAGAAAGUAAGAUCAGGGGGUGCAUACGAAGAGCAAGAAAAAAUAAAAAAUAAGGCUAAAGAUUACUUGGAUAAAUAUGCAUUCUACUACGAAAGAUUUGAAGAAAACCAGAAGUCAAGACUAAAGGCGAUUCAAAGCUUGAAGAAAGUAGAAUCUGUGGAUUUAGCGAAGCUUCGUGACAGUUAUGACUUGCCUGAGACACAGCUUGAGUUUAUCACAGAUGCUUGGAAACAGAUCAUCGAAUGCAGGCGUGUUCUAAAGUGGACUUAUGCCUACGGAUAUUAUUUACCUCAAAGUGAACAUGCAAAGAAAACCUCAUUUGACCUUUUGCAAGGUGCAGCUGAGUCUAGGUUGGAAAUACUCCAUCAAUGUGCAGAGCGGGAGUUACGUAAAUAUCUCGGUGAAGGUGAUUGUUUGAACCCUCCCCCAAUAAAGCCUGUUGACAUGACUAGCAUCAAAUUAAAGCUGCUUGACCUGACCUUUAACGCACGGCAUUACUUUGAAUACCUGGUUGGUGCUUUAGAGAAUGGUCUUCCGGAUGUAGGCACACAGUAG
Papaver somniferum (opium poppy) is the source of this 1704-nucleotide messenger RNA. Its product is annotated as probable E3 ubiquitin-protein ligase ARI8. Gene Ontology annotation, cellular component: cytoplasm; ubiquitin ligase complex. The transcript has a single exon. NCBI's taxonomy places the organism in Eukaryota, Viridiplantae, Streptophyta, Magnoliopsida, Ranunculales, Papaveraceae. Gene Ontology annotation, biological process: ubiquitin-dependent protein catabolic process; positive regulation of proteasomal ubiquitin-dependent protein catabolic process; protein polyubiquitination. The coding region runs from base 1 to 1704 and encodes 567 amino acids. The record is from RefSeq and is a predicted model, not a curated record. Gene Ontology annotation, molecular function: ubiquitin protein ligase activity; zinc ion binding; ubiquitin conjugating enzyme binding.